Knipowitschia caucasica is the source of this 360-nucleotide messenger RNA. The record is from the annotation of a GenBank genome assembly. Lineage: Eukaryota; Metazoa; Chordata; Actinopteri; Gobiiformes; Gobiidae.
AUGCGGCGAGUGCAGCAGCAGGAGGCUCAUUACGACAUAUGCUCCACUCAGCGAGGCCUCAUUCAUCUGUCACAGUCUGCAGUGCACCGUCACCCUCUGCUUUACGGCCUGCUGCAGCCGGGACACUGGGAAAACACCUUCAUUCACUGGAAAUUAAGCUCGUGUUGGAGGUCACUGCAAAAGUCACCACUGCCCACUGCAAAAAGUGAUAAAAUUAGGGUCAACGAGCUGCAGGGAGAAGGCCACUGCGCUGUCAUCCACCAACACGAGGCGCUGGAACCAGGCCCAGUGUCGUGGACCUCCAAACAGCCGGCCCCGGGGACGGCAGACAGGGCAAACGGGGCUCAGUGUCACAUCUGA